Messenger RNA from Zygosaccharomyces rouxii, 1680 nucleotides. RefSeq names its product 1,3-beta-glucanosyltransferase GAS1 (gene GAS1). The transcript has a single exon. Gene Ontology annotation, molecular function: 1,3-beta-glucanosyltransferase activity. Gene Ontology annotation, cellular component: cytoplasm; fungal-type cell wall. NCBI's taxonomy places the organism in Eukaryota, Fungi, Ascomycota, Saccharomycetes, Saccharomycetales, Saccharomycetaceae. The record is from RefSeq and is a predicted model, not a curated record. The coding region runs from base 1 to 1680 and encodes 559 amino acids. Gene Ontology annotation, biological process: fungal-type cell wall (1->3)-beta-D-glucan biosynthetic process.
AUGUUGUUGAAGAAUUUAUCUUCCCUAACAUUAGGUGCUCUAUACGCUGCAUCUGGUGCCUUUGCAGACAGCUCGAGCAGCAGUAGUUCAUUGCCACCAAUUGAAGUUGCUGGUAACAAGUUCUUCUACUCCAAUAACGGUUCCCAAUUCUAUAUCCAAGGUAUUGCUUACCAAGCUGAUACUGUUAACGGUAGUGCAGGUGAUGAUAUUAACGACCCAUUGGCCGAUUACUCUACAUGCUCCAGAGAUAUCCCAUACUUGAAGAAAUUGAACACUAACGUUGUUCGUGUUUACGCUGUUAACACCACUCUAGAUCACAGUAAAUGUAUGGAAGCUCUAGCUGAAAACGAUAUCUAUGUGAUUGCUGAUUUGUCUAUUCCAGGUAAAUCUGUUGACAGAACCGACCCACAAUGGAAUGUCGAACUUUACGAACGUUACACUGGUGUUGUUGAUGCUUUUGCUAACUACACUAACGUUCUUGGUUUCUUUGCUGGUAACGAAGUUACUAACAACGCUUCCAACACUGAUGCUUCCGCCUUCGUUAAGGCUGCUGUUAGAGACGUCAAGAAGUACAUUAGUGACAAGGACUACAGAAAGAUUCCUGUCGGUUACUCAUCUAACGAUGAUGAAGACACCAGAGUUCCUAUGGCUGAUUAUUUCGCUUGCGGUGACAGCGAUGUUAAAGCUGAUUUCUACGGUAUUAACAUGUACGAAUGGUGUGGUGACUCUAACUUCCAAACUUCUGGUUACAAGGAUAGAACUGCUGAUUUCAAAAACUUGUCCAUCCCAAUUUUCUUCUCUGAAUACGGUUGUAACGCUGUGAAACCAAGAAAGUUCAGUGAAGUGCAAACAUUGUACGGUAGCAACAUGACUGACGUCUGGUCUGGUGGUAUUGUUUACAUGUACUUCGAAGAAGAUAACGGAUAUGGUUUGGUUUCAGUUGAAAACAACAAUGUCAAGACUUUGUCUGAUUUCGAAAACUUGUCUAGCCAAAUGGCCAAGAUAAAGCCAUCUGUUGCUAAGAACUCUUCUUACACUGCUCAGAGUACUUCUUUGUCCUGUCCAGCAUCUCAGAAAUACUGGAAGGCUAACACCAAAUUGCCACCAACUCCAAGCAAGGACUUGUGUGGUUGUAUGCACGAUUCUUUGUCCUGUGUGGUCAACACUGACAAGAUCGAUGAAGAUAAAUACGGUGACUUGUUCGGUUACGUUUGCUCUCAAGUUGACUGUGAUGGUAUUACCGCUGAUGGUAAGAAUGGUUCUUACGGUACCUACUCCUUCUGUUCCGCUGAAGAACAAUUGUCAUUUGUUUUGAACUUGUACUACCAAAAGAACGGUAAGCAAAGUUCUGCCUGUGACUUCAAGGGUUCCGCUUCUUUGCAAAAGGCAACCACUCAAUCUGCUUGUUCAUCUGCUUUGAAGCAAAUUGGUUCUUCUGGUACUGGUAGCGCUUCUUCAAGUGUUUCUGUUUCUAGUUCUGGCUCUGGAUCUGGCUCAAACUCCAAGUCUAGCUCUAACGGCGACUCUUCUAGCUCCAGCAGCUCUAGCAAGGGCUCUAGCACCGCUGGCGCUAAGGAAAAGAACUUGGCUCUAGGUUCUAAGGCCUCUUUGUCCCAAGUGAUUCUAUCUUUUGUGGCCACUUUAGGUGUGGUCGCCGGUGCCGGUUUCGCCAUGGCUUAA